GUGGAAAUUUCCACUGCAGCAGUUUCACUUUUCUUUUCCUUUUUUUCCUUGCGUCCUCCCUCUGUCCCUCAGUAAGAGCUGAGGAUGAAGCUGAAGGUCGGACUGAAGACCCUGUGACGCUCCACAGCUGCAUAAACAAAUGCAACACACCACAGCCUCUAUAGCUGAAGCCAGUGGUGUAGUGGUGGCAGGAGAAACUUGAUCUCAGUUUUCUGGUCUCUGGUUGGAGGAUCAGAGAUCAGAGACCUCCAUCAUGGGCACCGCUGACCAGCUGCUGGACCAGAUGUUCUUCUGGCUCGAGCAGAGGGAGCGCUGUGCAGAGAAGCUGAGGAAACUGGCCAAAGAGCUGGAGUCACUCAGGGAGAAAUGCAACAUCAGAGAAUUUGUUGGAAGCACAGCAUUGGUAGUUGGAUCUGCAUGUUUGUUUGCAACUGGUGUGGCCACUUUUGUCACCGGUGGUGCAGCUGCUCCACUUUUAGUUACAACAGGAGCAGUGUUUUCAGGUACAGGUGUCACCAUAUCUGUGACUUCUAAAAUGAUUGAGCACUUCUCAUCCAGCAAAACCAUGAAAGAGGCGCAGAGGAUAGAAGAGAUGAGCAACGAGGUUGCAGAAGAAAUCCAGAGACUGUUUGAUGAACUGAGGGCGAACAGUUCCUCUGCAGAUCCGGAUGAAGUGGACCAACACGUCUUCACUGAAAUUCUGAGAGCUAUGGCCAGACGAAGUGGACUGCAGGGGCAGAUCAAUAUCAACAGGGUUAAUAACCAGCUGCAGGUUUCUUUUGAUGCAGGACCAGGAAACACGAGGCUCAACCAGGCACUCUUAAACCGUCAAACAAUAGUUGGAGUUGCUAUUAUUUUAACAUUUUUCUCAUUUAAGCUUAGUGGGACACAAUUUAGACGCUUCCUUACUGAAGGAGCUAAACAACUGAUCAAACAAAUAAGUACAUUUAGUGUUAUAAGACUGGACCGGAUCAUCAAAUCUGGUGCAAAAACACUCCUCAAAAAAAUACCUUCAAAAGUUCUUAAAGGAGGUGUCAUGGUUGUGGGAGGAGCUGUUGGACUGGCGAUUGAACUUCCUGAGGUGAUUGAAAACUGGAAAAAGCUGAUUGAGAACAAUCAUGUGACUGAAGCCAGCCAAUUACUGAGAGAUACAGCUGAUGACAUUCUAGUGACCUGCCGGACGCUGAGGGAACAGUUUAACAGCAUCAGACAGAUGUUUGACGCGAUGGCCGUACCUCACUAGGAAAAGUUUUCCAGAUGGAAAACUGAUGUGCUGUUGGUGAUUUUUGCUUAGUUUUCAGCAAUCACAGAGACAACAUUAUUACGACAAUCCAGCUCAAGACAAAGAAUAAAAAAAUUAAAGAUCAUUUUCGUGUUUUUUAGUUUAUUUAAACCCACUUAGUGUUUUAGCUGGGCCUCGUGUAUCCCGACACUCUUUUGGUGACAUCCAACUCUUGUUGUUGAGUUUGAAUGCAUUUAUUUUCACAAGCAACCUGACAGACAGUCGAGCUUCAAUGUUUAAUAUAAAUAAAAGAUUGUUUAUAUGGUAAAAAAUUAUAUGUGUUUGUCAGGAAGCUGUAAACAAAUUGAGUUUGUGUAUUAGAGUUGUAGUUACCUGAGCCUGGAAACACCCUGAAUGAAAAUGAUGUUUGCUGUUUAAAUUCACAUGAAGCUAACAGUUAUUGUAAACACAAUCUUUAGUUAUCCUGAAACAAACAGGGACUCUGAGCACUGCUGUGAUCUCCUUUCAUCUGAUAAUCAUGAUACUGAUCAAUACAAGUGUGACUAACUUUAUCUUUAUUAUCUUUAUAAAUGUUUCAUAUAUAUCCUGUAGGGACAACUUACACAUUCAUUAAAUGAUCUUCAUGUUAUUAUCAGUUGCUAGGCAGAGUUGAGCUUUAACACAAACUGCUGAGUAAAGAGGAGGGACGACAUUUCAUUUCUAACUUUCAUCCAUUUCUGGGAACAGAAUUCCACAAGUUUUAAUGAUUGCGUUUCUUCUCCUGCUUCAACUUUCUGUCCUGAUUUUCUAAAUUGCUAAAUUCAAUAAAACUUGUAUUUUCUUGUU
Molecule: messenger RNA, 2068 nt
Organism: Morone saxatilis (striped sea-bass)
Lineage: Eukaryota; Metazoa; Chordata; Actinopteri; Moronidae
Exons: 5
Coding region: 254-1243 (329 amino acids)
Biological process (GO): lipid transport; lipoprotein metabolic process
Cellular component (GO): extracellular region
Molecular function (GO): lipid binding
Source: RefSeq, a predicted model, not a curated record